AUGGCUGACGACAUCAACCCUGAUGAGAUUUUUAAGACUGUGACACGCCCCUAUCACACCUCUCACAGGAAAUAUAUGAAAUGGAUGCGGCUUGACUACAACCCCUCAGCUUCACCUGACAUCUUCGUCAGAGAUUGGAGAAAUGCCCUUACAGAGGUGCAGUUGGCAUUUGGGUUCUCUUCACUAUCAGAGAUCUUCAUCUUCAACCAGUUCCUUGCUGCCGUCGCUGCCAAUUCCGCAACUAGGGAGUGGAUCGACUCCCUCAUUGUCCCCAUGAACAAGCCUCCUGCCGAUACUGUCAUGGAGGAUACAUACCGCGAUUUCCUCCAAUUCGAGGCCCGCCGACUCCAUCAUCUUCGGUCGAUAUAG
Messenger RNA from Penicillium paradoxum, 369 nucleotides. RefSeq lists its product as uncharacterized. The coding region runs from base 1 to 369 and encodes 122 amino acids. The transcript has a single exon. The record is from RefSeq and is a predicted model, not a curated record. NCBI's taxonomy places the organism in Eukaryota, Fungi, Ascomycota, Eurotiomycetes, Eurotiales, Aspergillaceae.